Colletotrichum acutatum is the source of this 372-nucleotide messenger RNA. RefSeq lists its product as uncharacterized. Bases 1 to 372 code for a protein of 123 amino acids. The record is from RefSeq and is a predicted model, not a curated record. Lineage: Eukaryota; Fungi; Ascomycota; Sordariomycetes; Glomerellales; Glomerellaceae. The transcript has 4 exons.
AUGAUUCAAAAUAAGGGCGGCUAUUUCCCUUGCGGUAGUUUGCUGGCUUGCAGUAGAUCAAAGUCCCUCUCUCGCCCGCUGCCAUUCUACUGCAACCCACCUUACACUACGCGUAUUGUGAAGCCCCAUGCAACCACUUGGGAGCGCCAUGCCAUUUCUAGACAAGAGAUGCACUCAGCUGCACAAGUCGCUGCUCUUCCGCCACACACUUGGUUAGCUUACUAUAUGAGCCUUCAGGAGGCCUGGAAUUUCAUUACUGGCAGAUCUACUAAGGGCCUCGCGUUCAGGACAAAGCGUUUCUCAUUGGGUACCGCAUGGCAGUACAUGUGUCCCCGGCCUUCUUCGACUCUGCUUUCAGCAUUUGCUCGUUGA